UUCUCACCCAUCCUGGCUCAGCUCAUGGUCCCCAUCACUCGCCGAGACUCCUGGUGCUUGCUUGUCAUGCCUGCUGGUUGACUUGCUUGCGCAGCAUGUCGUGGGUGGUCAAACAGGCUGAUUGAUUGCUGCCAGACGUUGUCGCAACGCUCCCAUCUCCUCACCGUAGCUGCAUCCACUUGUCGUUGUGGGUGCCUCGGUGACCUGGUACAUCCUGUUGGUUUAGCUCUUGACACUGUACACCUGAAGCUUUGGUGGCGGCUGAAGGACCCCGUGGGGCUUACAACGAAGGGGUGGACAAUUUGACUCUGUGGAGAGGGAGUGAAGAUUGUGGCAAGGGAUCGUGCCAGAAAGACCAGGGAAUUGUUUUUAAUAUAGCCCUGUCUCUGGGAUGAGUCUAUGAAGCAGUGCAGGCAAUGCGAUCAGGACGUGCCGAUUUUUCGCUUUAUGAGAGUCAGAGCUCACCACUACACUGUGACCGCGUUUGUGUUUGCAGCAAAUUUGUGUCGUUUCUCGACGGGUCAAUUGCGCCUCUUGCAGUGAUUCCCAGCUUUUUGACUAGUAGUGGCCAGGAAGCGUGGCCUCCAUAAGGGUGACUACUCUCCAGCUGUUGUAUCAACGUCGUCGAAAUCUGCAUACACCACAUGUGCGAGGUCCGAAUUUCGAUUCGGAUGUCACACCUCCAACAUGCAAGGCCAGCGUGAUUAAGUUCUUUGCGGUCGGCAGCGUGGAGGCUGCAGUGGAAGGUAUCUUGUGGUGGAUGGAACGGUCCAACGAGAACUGUAAUGCACGUCACAGUUCGGAGGUUAAGCAACCCAGUUACGAAGACAUCGAUCAAACUAGCAGGGAAGAGACUGGGGAGCAACAGGCGAAGGAAUGGAUCACAAGACAUCAGGAAAAGACAUCAUGUACUGUGCUGGGCAAUCCAAGAAAUGUCCUCGGGGUCAUUGGCGCCCUGAAGAAGACGAGAAUCUGAGGAAGCUUGUUUCCAGAUUUGGGCCCCAAAACUGGAACCUAAUCGCCCAGAAACUCCAUGGUCGAUCAGGGAAGAGCUGUAGAUUAAGGUGGUUCAAUCAGCUAGACCCACGCAUCAACCGUCGCCCCUUCACCGACGACGAGGAGGAGCGCCUUCUCGCCGCGCAUCGCUUCCACGGCAACAAAUGGGCCAUGAUUGCGCGUCUCUUCCCGGGCCGCACAGACAACGCAGUCAAGAACCACUGGCAUGUGGUCAUGGCACGCAAGUUUCGGGAGCACUUGCGUUACUCCGAUUUUGAAAGGACUCAAGCGCCGCGACGAGGAAUUCGACCCAGGCCGUCUCCAUGCUAUCAUGUGAGCUCCCCGAAGGCGUGGAUCGUGAAGAACGCUCGAGGAAUCUCCAACGGUGAACUCCAGGACGCUUCUCCAGCCCUGCAAUACCUGCACAGGCCCUUAACUCCCAGCCGCAACACCACAAAUUUUCCAGUUUCUAUUACUUCCUCAGUCCAAUCCGUCUUCACAUUUCCAGAAACUUCCGGAUCAGUCCAUGACUUAUCCACUAACUCUCACAGUCCCCGAGACUUGGCACAGGCCUCGAUGUACGACCUCACAGACACUCACCUCAGCACUGGGUUCAAAGACAAAUCAGUGGAUCGUGCCCCCGCACAGAUCACAAAGUCCUUCUCGGCUCGCGAGGAGCAGGCUGAAGGGCGUCGCACGCGCGUCACCGCGGACCCAUGCGGUCAUACAGUGGUAAAUCCAUCCACCAGCAUCCAUCACCACCGAAGACAAGAAUGUAAAUCAUGCUACCGCCUCAGGACGCGUUCUUCAAGCCGAAAGGGUGCCCCCACUGCCUCAUUCAUCGAUUUCCUGGGCGUUGGGGCGAUCUGAGAGACUCUUGAACUCUCGUCAUGAGCAACGCCAGGACUUCGACACAAGAUCGAUGGUUUUCCCUGUUGCAUAUAGAAUCAACAAAUCCCAAUUUCUUACAGUCCAUUCCGCAACCCAGUUUUUUUUUAACUGUGUUGUUGUCUGUCCAUCGCCGCCUGUGGAGACGAUGCAGAGCUUCGGCGAUGGUGUGUCUGGAUACGGCGCUGCAGCAGCGUCCAUCUCCACAAGAUUUGAGUUGGUGACUGUAGUUUUGUAAUAUUUAAUGGACACAAAGCUCUCCAAAGCAGAGUUCAAUUGCCAAUCCAGAAACUUAUUUUUAUGAUCAAAAAACACUUUCUUUGGAUAGUAGUUUCUGGGUAAUAGUUUCAACUGUUCAUGAAUGAAUGCAUGCAGCAAAAGAAUUAGGACUGGUAGAGUGCAUUACUAGACACAUGCUGUUAAAUUUGAGGGUGAGGAACGAAUAAACGCUGAUUCAGAGAGAGCUUUUACCACCAUAAAAUGGCAAAGUGGUACUAGAAAUGCAUGAAAAUUUGUACCGAAGAUGUUGGUGGUUUGAAUCUCAGCUAUAAAAUCCCACCUUGCUUAA
Physcomitrium patens is the source of this 2452-nucleotide messenger RNA. RefSeq lists its product as uncharacterized. Gene Ontology annotation, molecular function: RNA polymerase II cis-regulatory region sequence-specific DNA binding; DNA-binding transcription factor activity, RNA polymerase II-specific. Gene Ontology annotation, biological process: regulation of DNA-templated transcription. Gene Ontology annotation, cellular component: nucleus. The record is from RefSeq and is a predicted model, not a curated record. Lineage: Eukaryota; Viridiplantae; Streptophyta; Bryopsida; Funariales; Funariaceae.